This is a messenger RNA of Fonsecaea nubica, 4698 nucleotides long. RefSeq lists its product as hypothetical. NCBI's taxonomy places the organism in Eukaryota, Fungi, Ascomycota, Eurotiomycetes, Chaetothyriales, Herpotrichiellaceae. The record is from RefSeq and is a predicted model, not a curated record. Bases 1 to 4698 code for a protein of 1565 amino acids. Gene Ontology annotation, molecular function: protein binding. The transcript has a single exon.
AUGACCGGAAAUGGCGCCAAUGUCCUUGGUCUCGAUGUCAUCCAUGAGCCAAAGUCGAGACCCAUUGCCGAUAUCAUCUUUGUACAUGGACUAGGUGGCCACAGUCACAAAACCUGGUCCAAGGACCGCAAUAUCAACUUUUUCUGGCCGGGCUUAUGGCUUCCGAACGACCCGCAACUCAGCAAAGCCAGGCUGUUCACUUAUGGUUAUGAUUCUCAAUUGCUCGGACCUAAAAGUGUCGCGAAUAUCAUGGGUUUCGCAAGGUCACUAUUGUUCGACAUGCGAUAUGGCAGGGGUAACCGAGUGAACAGUCUGAGAAUCGGCGAGGCACCCAUCGUGUUUGUUGCUCAUUCCAUGGGUGGCUUAGUCGUCAAGAAAGCAUACCUGAUGGCCCAGAAUGAUCAAAACUGUGCAAAGAUUUCCCGAUCAAUCUUGGGCAUCAUCUUUCUGUCGACGCCCCAUCGGGGUUCCAAUCUGAGCCUGGUACUUAAUCUGACAUUGAGGGCCACCUUCCAACCUGAAAAAUCCUUUGUCAAAGAACUGGAACGAAACUCAUCAGCUAUCGAGGACAUCAACGACCAAUUUCGUCACGUUGCCCCAAAUCUCUCUAUUGUUUCUUUUUACGAGGAACAUGCCACACCCGUACUCGGGAAGCGUCUCAUGAUCGUACAGAGGGACUCCGCCAUCUUGGGCUACAUCAACGAGGAUUCAAGGGGACUACCCGCUGAUCACCACACAAUUUGCAAAUUCGAUAGCGAAGAAGAUUCGAAAUAUAGAAUAGUGAGGGACACUUUGAAAGAUCUCGUGGAGAAGUUGGAGAAUGGCACCUUCCGAACACCUAAUGUCGGAUCUCUGGUCACCAGAAAAGAUAUUGGAAAGAUUCUUGGCCUCUCCCGCACUCCUGCUGAGGAUUUCAACUCUCUCCGAAAGCGCUGGGUGCCAGGAAGUUGCGAAUGGUUCUUACAGGAUUCUGGAACUCAGCUCUGGCUCACAAACCCCUCCGACUCUCAUCUGAUAUGGUACAAUGCACCACCAGCGUAUGGAAAGUCAGUCCUCUCGAGCUAUGUCAUUCACUACCUCCAAGGACAAGGCCACCACUGUCAGUACUAUUUCUUCAACUUUGGAGAUCAAACGAGACGAUCGAUAAGCGGGAUGUUGAGGUCACUGGCGCAUCAAAUCUCUUCGAUUAUACCCGAAUACAGGGAGGAGAUAUUCACGACGUGUGCCGAAGACACUGGCUUCGACGAGAAGGAUUACCGCUUCCUAUGGCACAAAUUGUUUGAGACUCUCCUGUUCUGCAAAACUUUCCCCCGCCCACUUUUCUGGGUUAUUGAUGGCCUAGACGAGUCAGAGUCGUCCCAGACGGUCGUUGAAUUGUUGGCCGCAGCCCUUUCACAGGCACAAAUUCAAAUAAAGGUCUUGGUCACAAGUCGGCGGACAGAAGCACUCGCAUGGGAGAUCAAUAAAGCCCAGCGCCUUCUCAGAGUCAACGUCAUUGAUGGGGAUGGGCACAACCACAACGACGGCGACAUCAAGCUUUUGCUUGACAGAGAACUUGAACAUCUUCCUGGAAACACAGCUAUUCGAGAGCGACUUCGGCAGGAGAUUUUGAACCGGGCAAGCGGCAACUUUCUCUGGGUGAGUAUCGUUCUCGACAAUCUGUACAAAUGCCAAACCGAAAGCGAGAUUCGAGCCAUGUUGGAACAAAUACCCGAGAACAUGACGAAAAUGUACUCACAAAUGCUGCUUUCGAUUACCGAGAACGUCAAUAAACGAAGAGUCAAAUUGGCAAAAGAGUUGCUCCAGUGGGUGGUUUGUGCACCACAACCUUUAACUCUGGAUCAAUUAAGGGACGGCAUCAGCAAAGAAUAUCCCGACAUCUUAGACCUCAAGAAGACAGUUCGUGAUGUCUGUGGCCACUUCAUUUUCAUCAGUAACACAAACCAUGUCAUGAUGAUACACCAAACUGCUCGCGACUUCCUGACGAAUGAUUUCAAUGGGAUCAGCGAACUGGAUCGUCAAAGCGCCAGCAGUGCUGUCUUAAUAAAAAGUCUCUCCAGCAUCAGUAACCCUUCUACUCGCGCUUGGGCCAUCGGCGCGAAGGGGAGCCUGUCAAUCCGAGUGGAGCUCGAAGCUCAACAUCCGUUCUCACUUUAUGCUGCCAACUCGUGGUUCCACUACCUUGAAUAUGCCGGUUCUAUUUCCGAGGAGGCACUUGAAGCACUGGACACAUUUUUCAGCGGUCCCUAUGUGCUUGAUUGGAUCUACAUUCUCACUGUCUUGGACCAAGUCAGCGCGUUGGCUAGAGCCGGAAGCGCUCUGUUAACGUUUGUUAGCAGCAACCACGGGCGCAAGAUUUCAAUGGACCAUCGGCUACCAACCUUUGAGCUCCUCGGGAACUGGGGGACAGACCUGAUGAGGAUAGCAGCAAAAUUUAGCCGAUAUCUCACGGCGCAGCCGUAUGCAAUCUAUGAGAUAAUUCCAGCUUUGUCUCCCUCGACUUCAAUGAUCAACCGCCAAUUCCGGCAGUGCAAGGGUCCAAAGAUCACGAUAUCCGGUCAAAAUGAGUCGUGGACAGACGUAUUCGGGCGAUUUUCACUUUCUCAGGACGAGAUAGCCUUGAAGAUUGUGUCAUCCGGGGCUCACCUCGCUGUGCUUACAAGAGGUGGCAUUACACAUGUAUGGAGCUCCACUGAUUUCAAAGGGAUAUGCACACUCCGCCAUGAUGAACCCGUGGUAGAUAUGUGUAUGAACCACCGGGGUGACAUGCUUGUAACCUACGGCCUAAGCACAACGAUCGUCUGGGACGUCCCUGCAGGCACCGUGCGUCUUCGAGUGCCAAACAUAGGAAACAGCAGAGCAAUGUCGCUUACGUUUGCAAUGAAUGACCAGCGCGUCCUGGCCGCAGCAGAUGACAGUGUGGUCAGGUUCUUGGAUAUUGCGGAGGAUGGUGCGGCGUGGAAGGUCCUUGAUGGGUCUGUACUCAAAGAGAAUCCUCGAACCGACUUGAUCAUCAUGAAUAGUCCGAGUUGCGUGGUUUUCAAUGCAAGUGGUACACAGAUUGGAGUCUGCUAUAGGUCAUUCCCACUGACGGUCUGGGACUUGAACAGAGCUACGAUCAUUCGUCGGUGUUUGAGGCCAGUCGUUCACUCAGAUCCUGCGUCAAACUCCUCACCAACUUGGUUCCCAGUGGAGUUCUUCAAUUGGAAUCCUGUCACUGGUCACAUCAUUGGCUGGUACAAGGGCAACAACCUUUUCAAAUGGCACCCCAUCACGGAUGAGACUCACGAAGUCCCCGCUUGUGUCGAUGGAUUGGUUUGCAGUCCGAAUGGGAAAUCAUUUGUGACGAGUAACAGUGACGGGAUUGUCCAGCUCUGGGACUUUGCGUCUUUCACCGUGACAUACCAACUUUCCUCGGGAGACUUGAUCAGUGGUUUAUGCUUCAGCCCGGAUUCCGAGCGGUUUUAUGACAUCCGGGGAUCGACCAUCACUGCAUGGGAGCCCGGUGGGUUGGCUCAGCUCUCAGGGCCAGGCGAGGCUUUCGGCGGCCCUGCCUGUGAGAAGCAAGGGACAGCAAUGUGCAGCGUACGCCAAGUAAAAGUGCCACAAUCCCCAAGUCUUAUCGCCAUCUCCUCAGCUCCAAAUGGCCUACGGUAUGUGACGGCCAAUGAUCAUGGCGAGGUUCAUCUGGCGGACGUGCGAGACACAUUCAAGAUUGAACUGACAAGUUUCCCCAAUUUUGUCUGCGUUUCUCACCUGGUCUGGAGUCCAAGAGGCGGCAUGAUUGUUGUUGCCGACCUCACAGCCGAUGUCCGCAUAAUGCAGAUCGACAACAGUACCUCCAGCCAGCUCAAGCAUACACAUGUUCAACUCAUCCAACGGCCAAAGUUGAACCUCGAAGGUGGCGCUAUACAUCAAAUGCUAGUCGACUUUUCGUCAAAAAUGCUUCUUGUUCUUACCGACAACCUUGCUCAAUUGUGGAGUAUCCAUGACUGCCGCGUAAAGACUUCUGCUCCCAUGAUCGGGGCUGCUCAACAUGGUUGGCUCAAUCAUCCUACCAACCAUGACCUGUUCUUGGGAGUUGGGCCUGAGCAUAUCAGGGUAUUUCAAUGGUCCAGCUUACAGCAGAUGUACCAGAUCAAGCUCAGUAGUACCCUUUUUUCUCUGGUGAGGCAGCCGGCACAUAUUCCUCCAAUGGACGAAACAAGCCAUAAUCUCACUGCGGAUGAUUCAUCAAACUCAAGACAAGAACCAGCUAUGAAGAUCAGCAAGGCCAUGUUCACACAGGACGGCAAGCAUAUUCUCAUAUAUCUCAGAGAAAACAUCACUGGAAGUAAGGCUCGGAAAAAACUACUUGUUUUACAGGUCAAGGCAAUGGACGCAGCUACCAAUCUGGGCAAGGAAGCGGUGCUCGAGUGCAUGAAGGUUGGGAGCGAUCUGUUGGAUAUCCUUGAAGUUCCUUUGGGAAUAUUACCGGGAGAGCAGCUAAUCUUCUUCGAUUGUGACUUUUGGCUAUGCUCGGUCGACCUCACUCGACAAGCGGACAUGGAUGUUAGGCGUCACUACUUCAUCCCAAGAGACUGGACGAGCAUUGAAGGUCUAGCACAGAGCUUGGUCAUGCCAGAAGGGACCUUGCUCUGUAUCCAGGAAGGCAAUGUUGUGACGAUCAGGAGCAAUCUGAUUAGUAUCGGGUUUUAA